Peronospora matthiolae is the source of this 555-nucleotide messenger RNA. The record is from the annotation of a GenBank genome assembly. NCBI's taxonomy places the organism in Eukaryota, Oomycota, Peronosporomycetes, Peronosporales, Peronosporaceae.
AUGCGGAAACUCAAAGUGUGGUGUAUAAUUGCGGCCUCUUUGUUGUGCGAAAGUACUGGUGUGGUGGCAGCAGUCGAGGAUCCGCCAGUAGCGAGUGUCUUUAAGAUCGAGCAGUCGACGCAGGACCAAACGGUGCGAAAACCUGGAAGUGGAAAAAAGACAUUCCUCCGACCGUCAGGAGGCAUCACCGCUGAUGAAGCUGAUAGCUCAGGCACGGAAAGAUCAUCGUUUCUCGCAGUGCUUGAUGAUAUCUGGAUGUCCAUUUGGAAGUGUAUCGGGAAGUAUCUGCCGGGGACGAACGCAUACAAGCAGAACAAAGUUGUUUAUGACGCGAAGCUUUUCGGUGUCAAAGUGGAUCGGGACGCGCAGCAGCAGUUUAGGGCAAUGUUCGAGAAAGGCUUCGAGAAUAAGUGGUCGAAAACGCAGCUUAUGAUUGCAAUUCGUGACGCAAAUCAAGCGUAUGGAAUACCAUAUCUCCAUCAUCUAGGGGGUCAGUACCAAGCAUUCCUUCUGUCGGAAAAAAAGGAAAGUACUAAAUGGUGGCCAACUGCGUGA